This is a messenger RNA of Columba livia (rock pigeon), 3197 nucleotides long. RefSeq lists its product as uncharacterized. Bases 1413 to 2615 code for a protein of 400 amino acids. Lineage: Eukaryota; Metazoa; Chordata; Aves; Columbiformes; Columbidae. The record is from RefSeq and is a predicted model, not a curated record. The transcript has 5 exons.
AUAUAAUAAAUAACUGGUCUGGCACUAUUAUUGUAUUCCGCUGUCUUCGAAUGUAGAAGUUCCUAUCUGGACAUAAACAAACCCUUGUUGAAGCUUAGAUAAGUUUAGUAAAAUUUCCACCAUAAAAGGGUAUUUCCCUAAUUACAAUUUUUCCUUUUGAUCUUAAAGAUAUAUUUACUGUCUUUUUACAUAUGUUCAUAUGCGCAUUUCGUUUUGACAUAUCCGUCAUUUGAAUAUGUUUCCUACCACUGUAGCAAAUCAAUUUGUCAUCUUCUAUUCAUAUUGGGGUAGGUUCCUUGAGCUCUUGUGGUUUCUCAGCUAACGUUUGUGGGCAGCCCUGCCUUUUAUCAUGUAAGAAUCAACGUGCCUGGAAAUCUUGAACAAGAAUAUAGUGCUCUGUUUUAAGUUAAUAUAAUAUGUGUCUUAUUGAAGGGAUUUUUUUUUUUUUUUGCUGUUUAAUAAAAUGCAUAUUCGGUGUUUGCUGAUAAGAAGCGGUCGAUCGUGCUGCAGAGUUAGCUGCUGAAAAGCACGUGGAGUGCAGAUGUAUGGAUCAGGCAGUGACACUGGUCUCUGCGCCGGGAAGUAGCACAACCGGGAUGAAAACACGUCUUGGAAAAAUUACUUUGCUGGAUGGCAAAGUGAUUACUGGCAAAGUGAUAUGGAUAAACAGUGAGGAGAAGUGAAAAACAUCAGAAAGUUUUAAUUCCUGAAAACUGCUGACUUGAACUUUGUGCAUAAUGCUCCUGUGAACUUCACAAAAGGGAGAAGCUGUGACACAACAGCAUUCAGGGCAGUUUACACGGCCAAAAGCUGCGUGCGGUAGAAUUUGCAGUAAGGGGGAAAAUAUUACAUAAUUCAGUUAGUUUCCUGGCUUCUGUAGCAGCAAUAAGACAAAUGCAUCACGGAGCAGCUUACUUACUUAGCAAGCCUAAUUCUCCACUUCACUUUUCAUCUCAGACAGCCCUGAUAUCAAAAGCCAUUAGGAAAACUCCCUGAAAAACAAUGUGUCAUAUUUUGUACAGAACCGCUAGAGGAAAAGCUACUUACCAUGCCUUCUGAAGUGCACGGUAAUGACCUGAAAGACCUGCUGAAAGACUGUUUUAGGCUUGGCCUUAUUGCAAAGAAGACAAAUAGUGAAGGUCACUUGUGUACUCUGUGUUGUAGUGAUUAUUUUAUUCUUUGUUGAUGGUUUGUGAGAGCUCUGGGAGGAGCUUUGAUACCUAAAUCUCAUCUAGUCAUCUCUUCAGACAGUGACCUUCAAAACAGUGAGUCAGCCAGUGACGGAAGCAAUGCAGAAACACGGCCUUGCUUUUAACGAAAUUGCUGCCUUUGCUUUUGUGAGUGGCAGUGCUUCACAAAGGAUGGAAAACUGUGGGACUGGACACCUGAGGCACCGCUUCUGAGGAGCGAGCAUGUGGCUCACAUGGAGCACCCGCGAGGUUUGCACCUUCGUGAAGGCACAAGAUGCCAGAGCCCCAAAACCGACGGCGGGUUCAGGUUCAUCCUCUUUCUGCCGAGUCCAUGGAAGGUGUCAUGCAUCAGAAAGUGCUGAAAUGAAGCAGUUUAUCAGAGACCUGGAGCAACAGCUUAUCAUGGAAAUGAACCCGGCUGAGGUGCUGGAAGCCAACAGGCGCUUGCAGGAGGAUUUAAACAGAGCCGAAAGAAAAGCUGCUCGGCUGGAAAUGGAAGUGAACCUACUGAAAAAAAACAUUGGGAGAAAGACAACGGCAUUAAAAACCACAACAGAAGAACUACGCCGGGCCCAGCAGCAGUUUGAGCAGUCACAGGCUCUUUGUAUCCAGGUGGAUCAGGAGAGGAAAGAUGCCAUCCAGAGGGCAGAAGGGCUGCAGGAACAAGUGGCCCAGCUGCAAGAUGAAAACCUUUGGCUCCGUCAGCAGCUGGGGGACGCACAGAACAAGGCCGCCCAAGAACUAAUGAGAGAAAUGGAGCGGCCAGAGGAAACGCCACUGGCAGCUGGGACACAGCAACAUGAUCGGCUGAAGCAAGAGAACCCCCACUUGCCAGAGGACUUGGACAAGGUCAAGGCCAAGGUGUGUGAACUCUCGUCACAGAUGGAGUUGCACUCCCAACUAUCUCUGCAGCUCAAAGCCACGAUCCAGGGGCUGCAAGAGCUGGUGGCUCUUCUGGCACAUGGCUUGGCCACUCCUGGGGGCGCUCACAGCCCAACAGCGCUUCAUGGAAAACGCUGUGAGCAGCCAAGGGAGGAGCAGCUGGAGUCGAAAAGCAGAGACCUGGAUCCCAGUGUGCAGAGAUCACAGAGCCUGUGGGACCUGAGCCGCUCCGCACAGCCCGGCCUUUCUGCCAGGGCCAGUGUGAUGCCGGCAGAAGCCUCUGCUCAGAGCCCGCAGGAGCCACGGCGCAGACUCUUCCAUCGCGAGGCAAAGACUCUGGGCCAGAGCCGGGGACGGAGCGGGAGCCCGUCGGGCUCAGGCACCGCUGAACAUGGAGCUGGAUCUGCUGGGGAUCCUCCCCAGGUAUCUCCUGCUCCUCUGCCGAAUGCAGAUGAAGUCCAGGAUCCCCCGGCCAGUGCAACGCACUUCGACCUCGACGAUUUGGAAGAGGAAUUGUUAGAACUGUUAGAAAGUGGUCAUUAAACUUGUGAAGGUUCCUUUUCUGUGCCCGUCUGCUGUGCUUUCCCAUGGCUGUCCCCUCCUGGGCUCCCACAGUGCUGGGCUGAACCAGGGGCAGCGGCUGGGGACAGCAAAGCCCCUGGAGCCCCCAUGCCCUGCUCCCUUGGGGGUUCGGGGCUGUGGGGCUGCAGGGGCCAGCCCAGUUCCUGGGGGGCUGCCCAGGCCCUGGGGCCCCUCACACCGGCAAUGCUAGGAGAUGUAGUCCCUCGCUUCACAGCACAAUUCUUUCAAGAACAGUAUUUAAUACUGUAUGAGACACAUGUAAAUUUGUGAAACUCUUUGUCCCCUCUGAUCCUGCUGUGUUUUCCCAUCACCAUUGCCUGUGUCCCCAAGCUGGGGGCCCCCGGGGGCUCUGCCUAGGGCUGGACAUGGCUGGGGCCCCAAGGGCUGUGACACUCGCUCACUUUCCAAACCCAGCGGCUUCCUGGCCUGAACCAGCCAGAGCAGGAUUCCAGCUCUGAGCUGAUCCAGACGUUGGGUUGAGUCUUGCAGGGAUUUUACAGCACAGGAAAAGCCGCUGCCAUACCAUGCAGCGUUUGACGGAGC